This is a messenger RNA of Gilbertella persicaria, 1470 nucleotides long. RefSeq lists its product as uncharacterized. The record is from RefSeq and is a predicted model, not a curated record. The coding region runs from base 103 to 1392 and encodes 429 amino acids. The transcript has 2 exons. Lineage: Eukaryota; Fungi; Mucoromycota; Mucoromycetes; Mucorales; Choanephoraceae.
GAAUAAAAGAUAUUUGUAUUAAAACUCCGAUGAUAGCUUAAGAGGAGGAAGCGAGGCCUUUUUUUUUCAAAUAAACCUUACUCACACUUAAUACAAAGACGGAUGUCAGAUAGCGAAGAAGAAUACGGUCCUCUUGCUUCUACUUGGGGUGACCAAGCAAAAGAGUCGCCACCAAAAGGAUGGGACGCUUUACUCGACCCAAACAUCAAAAUAGGACCCAAUGAUCUAGGCAGUGGUAAUCUCCACAGAAAAGGAAAAAACUUUAAGCCUAUCGACGAAGAGCUCAUUCUUGCCCAAAGAAAGCAUAUUCAAGUACCCAAAAAGAAGAUGCAGGAAGCAAUUCGAAAAACAGAACAGGCGCUUGGUUUACCAGAAAGUACACGUUCCAAUGGCACCAAAAAGAAGCCCAUGAACAAGAAAUCUACCUUGCCUAAACAAACAAAAUCAGCCGUGUUCUCUACACUGCGAGCACCACCCCCAAACCCAUCGAAUUGGUCUCAGUCAGUGUUAGUCGAUACGCCUUUUUGGGAACAGUCAGAGAAAACUAUGCCUCGACAAGAAAAUAAAAAGGAAGAGAAACAAUCAAGUUGGGCAUCCACCAUGGCAGAAAUCAAUGCAGAUAGUAACUGGGGCGCUCUUGGCUCUGUUAUUUCGAAAAAGACGCCACAAGAGACACCGAAGGAAACAAAGGAAGAGACUGAUUCAUGGAACAAUAAUCAUUGGGGAACAGAAACAAGUUGGAAUGCAAGCACUGGUUGGAAUGAUACUGCCACUACUAAUACUACUACCGCUACUAAUACUACUACUACCAUUACUAUCACUACUUUAAAUGACAACACUAAUAAUAACAAUAUACCUUCAGACAGACCCUCUUGGCUUAAUUCCAUACCCAACCAAGAUGCGGAUAGCAAAUCUCGAUUCUCAAAUCCAUCGAAACAGAGAUAUUCAGAUUAUUCUGCACCAGAGUUACCAAAGCCAGUCAAUUAUCAAGGCGGUCGACGUCCCAUGAUACCAACCGAAACUGCCCCUCCUCCUCCCCCACAAAAUAGUCUGUUGGUCACUGUGAAUGUAGAAUUGUCAGCCAGUCUGAAGGUACCUGUGCCUAUUCGAGAACUGGACGAACCAGAAAAAUUGGCUCAGGCAUUUGGCGAGAAAUACAAUGUGAAUAGACCAAACGUGAUUGCUGCCCUAAGCAAAUUAUUUAGCUCACAAAAGGAGCUUGCAGUAAAAAAGAAGCAACAGAAAUUGCAACGACGUGUGCCCAACUAUCCCAAAUCACCCACUCUAUCCAACAAUGUAUAUAAUUCAUAUCAGUCAUCUCUUUAUUCUACAUACUCUACUCAAUACAGACCUCAGCCAGCACCUACAAGAUCUUCAUUUCAAUACUACUAAUUUUGUUCAUGCUGGCCAAGAAUAAAUUUAAACUUCAUUUUUUUUUUGUCUUCACUUGAUUUGGGGCCUAUGAUAGAG